This is a messenger RNA of Sphaerodactylus townsendi, 5692 nucleotides long. It is a transcript of the gene DDX42, whose product is annotated as DEAD-box helicase 42. The record is from RefSeq and is a predicted model, not a curated record. The transcript has 20 exons. Gene Ontology annotation, molecular function: RNA helicase activity; ATP binding; nucleic acid binding. Lineage: Eukaryota; Metazoa; Chordata; Lepidosauria; Squamata; Sphaerodactylidae. Bases 408 to 3275 code for a protein of 955 amino acids.
CGUCACGACGUCGGCCGUAACGCCAUUCCUCCAACGUCGUCUCCCGUUUUUUCUCCGUAGUAACCGUCUCUGUGUGUGGACGGCGGGGGAGAAACCCCUCACGACCACCUUCGGGAACCGAAGAGACGGUGCUGCAGGACACCUGUUUGUAGAUGGCAUCGUCUAAAGCCCAGUUGACUAGGAGAAGGGGCAGUGGCUUCCAACCUGGCACCUGCACUUCCAUCUCCUUUGUUCUGGCGCACUAGUGAUUCUGUUGUGACCUUAAUUCAUCAAGGUGGAUGACUCAGUACUGGUGAACAGCUGAGGACAAUGACUGUUUGCUGUUCAUCUUGGGAGAACUUUGUAAUCACAAUCUCAACACACAAAUUAUUGUCAUAGUCAACACUAUCAAACCCUCCACUGAAAAUAUGGCUGACGCCAUGAACUGGAACAAAGGUGGCCCCGGCACCAAAAGGGGUUUUGGUUUCGGUGGCUUCGCAAUAUCGUCUGGAAAGAAGGAAGAGCCCAAACUCCCUCAACAGUCCCAUAGUGCUUUUGGAGCCACUGGUUCUGCAGCUGGAUUUGGGAAGAACACACCACCUCAGCUACCUUCUUUUUACAAAAUUGGAUCCAAGCGAGCAAACUUUGAUGAGGAGAAUGCGUACUUUGAGGACGAAGAAGAAGAUUCCAAUAAUGUUGAUUUGCCAUACAUUCCUGCAGAGAACUCUCCCACUCGGCAGCAAUUCCAUUCCAAAACACCUGACUCAGACAGUGAGGAUGACCCUUUGGAAGCGUUCAUGGCUGAAGUCGAGGAUCAGGCUGCUAGAGACAUGAAGAGGCUAGAAGACAAAGACAAAGAAAGGAAAAAUACAAAGGGUAUACGCGAUGAUAUUGAAGAGGAAGAUGACCAAGAGGCUUACUUCCGUUAUAUGGCAGAAAACCCCAAUGCUGGUGUGGUUCCAGAAGAGGAGGAGGAUAACCUGGAGUAUGACAGCGAUGGAAAUCCAAUUGCUCCAUCCAAAAAAAUAAUUGACCCCCUUCCUCCAAUUGAUCAUUCAGAGAUUGAAUACCCACCGUUUGAGAAGAACUUCUAUGAGGAGCAUGAAGAAAUCACCAGCCUUACUCCACAGCAAGUGGUGGAGCUUCGCCAUAAGCUAAACCUCCGGGUCUCUGGAGCAGCUCCGCCAAGACCAGGAAGCAGUUUUGCCCAUUUUGGUUUCGAUGAACAACUCAUGCACCAGAUCAGGAAAUCGGAGUACACGCAGCCUACUCCUAUUCAGUGCCAAGGUGUUCCAGUAGCACUGAGUGGCAGAGACAUGAUAGGCAUAGCGAAGACCGGCAGCGGGAAGACGGCAGCUUUCAUUUGGCCCAUGUUGGUUCAUAUCAUGGAUCAGAAGGAGCUGGAACCAGGAGAUGGCCCCAUCGCAGUGAUUGUCUGUCCGACGAGAGAACUGUGCCAGCAGAUCCAUGCCGAAUGCAAGCGCUUUGGGAAAGCCUACAACCUGCGCUCUGUAGCAGUCUAUGGCGGAGGAAGCAUGUGGGAGCAAGCGAAGGCGUUGCAAGAAGGAGCAGAGAUAGUGGUCUGCACCCCAGGACGGCUGAUUGAUCACGUGAAGAAGAAAGCUACCAACCUCCAGAGGGUCACUUACCUUGUGUUUGAUGAAGCCGACAGAAUGUUUGACAUGGGUUUCGAAUACCAAGUCCGCUCAGUCGCCAGCCACGUGCGUCCCGAAAGGCAGACUUUGUUGUUCAGUGCAACUUUUCGGAAGAAGAUUGAGAGACUCGCCCGAGACAUUCUGAUUGAUCCGAUUCGUGUGGUACAAGGAGACAUUGGAGAGGCAAAUGAAGAUAUCACUCAAAUUGUGGAGAUCCUCUCCUCAGGCCCCAACAAGUGGAACUGGCUGACCAGCCGCCUUGUAGAAUUCACCUCUUCGGGGAGCGUCCUGCUGUUUGUGACCAAGAAGGCAAAUGCUGAGGAACUGGCUAAUAACCUCAGGCAAGAAGGGCACAGCUUGGGGCUGCUGCACGGUGAUAUGGACCAGAGCGAAAGGAACAAGGUCAUCUCAGAUUUCAAGAAGAGUGCCUUCCCAGUUCUGGUUGCGACGGAUGUGGCAGCUCGCGGUCUUGAUAUUCCCUCCAUUAAGACUGUGAUCAACUACGACGUGGCCCGUGAUAUUGACACCCACACCCACCGAAUUGGUCGCACGGGAAGAGCAGGGGAGAAGGGCGUGGCUUAUACUUUGCUGACUCCCAAGGACAGCAACUUUGCCGGAGACCUCGUUCGGAACUUGGAAGGCGCCAACCAAAACGUUUCCAAAGAACUCUUGGACUUAGCCAUGCAGAAUGCUUGGUUCCGAAAAUCCCGUUUCAAAGGAGGGAAGGGCAAGAAGCUCAACAUUGGCGGCGGCGGCCUGGGGUACCGUGAACGCCCUGGCCUGGGUUCUGAUGGUUCUGACCGCGGGAGUAACAGCGUGAUGAGUAAUUACGAGGCAUAUAAACCUUCAACAGGAGCAAUGGGAGACAGGCUUUCUGCAAUGAAGGCAGCAUUUCAGUCCCAAUAUAAGAGUCACUUUGUUGCUGCCAGCUUCAGUAACCAGAAGUCCGGCACCUCUUCUGCAGGUGCCAGCGGCUGGACCAGCGCCGGCAGCUUGAACUCCGUGCCAACAAAUUCCGCCCAGAAUUUCCUGGCAAAAUCCGACAACCCCAUGAGCGCACCAAAAGGGCUCCCAGGCUUCGUGAGCUCCGGAACCCUGAACAGCAUCCCUCCGUUCCCAGGCCCUGGCAUUCAAGGGUUCAACAGUGCGAAUCCCAGCAACAGCGCCCGGGAAGGUAGCACUGGAAGCCGCGAACGAUACAGUGACAACCGGGGCAGUGGUCGCCACAGUGACGGCCAGCGCCACGGCGAUGGCAGCGGUCGCCACGGCGACGGCCAGCGCCAUGGAGAUGGCUAUCGCCAUGGAGAGAACCGCCACGGGGACAGCUAUCGUCAUAGCGAAAGCCGACAUUCUGGUGGUGGAAGCAGCAGCCGCCAUGGGGACAGCCGGAAUAAUGGGGACAGCCGGAACAGCAGCGAAAACAGGAACAGCGAGAACAGGAACAACGAGAGCAGGAAGGAUGGCAACAGUGAGAGCAGGAAGGACGGCAACAGCGAGAGCAGGAAGGACGGCAACAACGAGAACAGGAAGGACGACAACAAUGAGAACAGGAAAGACGGCAGCAGCAGGGACAACAGCAAGAUAGAUGGUUUUGCUGUUCCUGAACCCCCAAAGCGCAAGAAGAGUCGAUGGGAUAGCUAAGGCCACGUAGCAACAGCGCCUCCAGGAGGAGGCUCGGUCACCCACAAGCAGUCACUGAGAAGGAUAAUAGUGGACAAGAACGUUCCCUAGCCAAGCCUUGGCUGGUGCAUCCGUAGACAGCUUCACUUUAAUGGCACGUAGGUGUUGUGCUUUGGUCAAAAAGGAAAAGCGUCCCCUCUCACGGGACUUCUCCAUUCUCUGCCUUUCAACGUCCGUCCAGCUGAGGGGCUCGGCUAGCGAGAACGAUAAGUUUUGGUUGGGAUGUUUUUGUUUUGCGUUUGUGCUUGGUGUCCAGAAAGAGGCUCAGGCUGGGUAGAAUCCCCCUCUCCCCCCCCCCCAAAAUCAGUGUGGACUUCAACUAACCCAGCCUGCCUAGUCUUUACAACCAUCACCAUUGUGCUCCUAACCAGGGGUGUCCAACUCUGGCCCUCCAGAUGUUCGUUCCAGAUGUCCACGGAGCACGGCUCCCUUCAGCCCCUACCUGGCAGGGGCCAGUGUGAAUCGUAGCCCAUGAACAUCUGGAGGGCCAGAGUUGGAGACCCUGCCAAAUCGUUUUCAGCUGGUCAUACUAGCCGGCAGUGUCCAGAUCCGCUUGCCCUGUUCAUAUUAACGUAGCCUGUGUGCAGCUGCACUGCAUGCACAGCAUCACAAGAGAAUGGGUUGACUAGGAAUGGGCUGUAACCCUUUCAACAACAAAAAACUUAAGUAGAAUUGUAAUUUCGUCUGCUGUGUACUGGACCGUCUUUGUUUUAGAAUGCUCCAUUGGGGUCCUAGUGCCAGCCUAGGACGGUACCAGGACCUAAGCAGAGCGUUGUUAAACACAGACGGUGUAGCACAUGGCGGACCAAGUUGCAAUUCUACUUAGUUCUUUCUGUUGAAAAGGGUAAAUCCCACACAGCAAACGUGUAGGUGAAACGAUGAUCCCUGGGUGGGCAGUUGAUAAUCAAGCGGUCCCUUCUACACAGAACCUACGGUCCUGUGUCAGAAACAACAUGACUUUUUGUGGCUCAAGUCACACCUUCAGAGAAUCUUUUGACCCUUUCCAUUUGAUGUGUCAUCCCCCCACUUACUGGCUCCCGUCUUUUAUUAAGAUUUGUGAGCAGGGGCUGUGGCUUGAAUCCCACACGUGUCUGUAGUCCACACCUAAGACAGAGAAGCAUCGCAGCAUAUCAAAUCACCCCCUCUGUCCCCUGCUGCUCGGUAUGCUUGACAUUUUAUUCCAAGGAGCGGAGGAGAGAGAUGCAGGGAACAUUUUAAGCAGCAUACCCUGCAGCGCUCAUUUCUUCCUCCGUACUCACUCCAGCUGAGAUAAGGAACUUGGAAGCAGCUAUCGUCGAGUUGGUAACAUGGCAUAUACCAGUAGCAGGCGGGAUAUAAAACUAAUAAAAUAAAUAAUAAAACAAAUAAAUUUGCCCUCCCCUUCUGUCAUAGUCCCUUGCCUGCUGUUUUUCAUAGGAGAUAUUUUUAGGGGCAGAAUGGCAACAUUCCCGCGUAUCCAAUCUGAAUUGUCAUACAAUAUAUCCUCUCCCAUCAUCCUAUAUUUCUAUGUGGCUAUAGAACAUCUUGAAUUCCGUGCAGCAAAAGCUGCUCACCAUACAGGGGUCUGCAACCUGUGUCUCUCCAGAUGUUAAUGGACUACAAUUCCCGUCAGCCAUCACAGGAUUUGUAGUCCAUGAACAUCUGGAGAGCCGCAGGUUGCAGACCCUGCUAGCGGAAUCUGGUCGCUUCUGCCUCCCGGGGAUGGUCUAGUUUCAAGGCUUAACGCUGCCCUGAAUAAACAUUUUGGGAACAGAAGCUCUGUUAAAACUGGGAAACUGAUGAAGAUAAGGCAGGCGAGGCAAGUCGGGGAAAGGCUCUCCAGUAGACGAGUGAUACAAAAAUGGAUUUUUACACAGCAGGCUUUCCAUUUGUGUAGAUUGGUUUGUAAAUGAUCUAGAUUUUUAAAAUGGUCUCCCCACCCCAACCCCGGUUAACACAAACUUGGGGAGAGAGUCCUUUCGUAUACCGUAUCAAGUUGUAACGAUUUGGCAGGCAGAUCCCGGGAGUUUUUCAAGCUUUGUAAGUUUGGGAAGAUUUCAGAAGAAUAGUGUACCUGGAGAAGCUAAAAAUGGGACCUGUUUGAAACAGAACGUGGUGCUUGUUCUGAAACGGCUCUCACAAGCACCUGGGAAGAAGCAGCAAAUGUGAAAAUAUCUCACCUUUUUUUUUUAAACUGUGUUCCUGGGCUCUCUAAUUCCGUUCCUUUCCUUUCUUUUUUUUGUUUUUGCCAGCGUGGUAGGAUAAUCUUGUUUGCUGAAAAUAGUUCUGUUGUAGCCUCUCAUUUAUACGAACUUUUCUGAAGCCGUGUCAGGAUCUUGUGACAUGCUGUUCCCUUUAGUUUCUGCUUGCUCUUCUAGUAAAUGUUUUUAUUACUAGGA